UCAUCGAAACACUCAGACACAACCCUAGCCCCCAUUUGUUUCCCUCUUUCGAUUACACCGAGAUACGCAAGAUCCUCUGCGAAAAUCACAACCAAACCUUUCCGAAAUCUCAACUUCCGUAUAUCCUUUCCGAAAUCCUUUCCAUAACCCAAAAAUUCGAUGGAACCCUUUGUCCAUCUCCUAUAUAUGUUGAUGCGUAUCGUUAGACUUCACAAGCCAUUCCACCUCUUUAAGCAGAAAGUAAUCAAUCUGAGAUGACAUCCUCAGCUUUCGAUAACCAACAAACCGAUGUUGAUAUGCAAUGUGAAGACCAAGUGUACCAAGAGACAAGUGCUAAUGCGAAUGCCACAUCUGGAGCAUCCUCUCAGGCGAAUAAGGUGAAGAAGUUGGUUGUGCCAAGGUCUCGUGUGUGGGAGCAUUUCACAAGAACCAAAGAGACCCGAGACAAGUGUGUAUGUCACCAUUGCCACAAGAUCUUUUCAUGGGCAUCCAAGUCAGGAACUUCGAACCUGAAGCAGCAUCUGCAAAUCUGCAAAGAACACCAGUCGUUCUUAAUUGGUCAGAAAACGAAUCAACAACAGAUUGGUAAUGAAGGAAAUCUGAAGCCAUCUAAAGUUUCUGAGACUGUUUUCAAAGAAGCGUGUAAUGAGUUGGUGGUGUCAGCAAGAGUUGCCACUUUCACUCAUUGAAAGUACAUCUUUCAAACACUUCUGCAAUAAGGUUAACCUCUGGAAGCCUCACUCAAAAAGGACUGCGACCAGGAACAUUGUGGAGAUGUUUGUGAAGAAGAAAGCUGCAUUGAAGAACUUACUCUGCACAAGCAAACAAAGGGUUUCCCUUACCACUGAUAUUUGGACUGCUCAAGUGACAGGAGCAAGUUACAUGGUUAUCACAGCACAUUUCUUUGACGAAUCGUGGCAGCUGAAGAAGUUAAUCAUUGGCUUCAAGUACAUCAUUGAUCACAAAGGUCAGACAAUUGCUAAUGUUCUUUUAAACUGUUUAGAAGACUGGGGAAUUGAGAAACUGUUCUGCAUCACAGUAGAUAAUGCAACUGCCAAUACUUCUGCUUUAGGGAGGUUCCAUAGUGUCUUUAGCUCAAUUUCCCCUGAUGCUUUAGUCUUAGAUGGAAAUUAUUUACACAUGAGGUGUGCUGCGCAUAUUAUAAAUUUGAUUGCUAAGGAGGGGUUGCGUGAUUUAGGCGAUAAUGUAUUAGCUAUCAGAAAUGCGGUACAAUAUAUUCGGUCUUUUACCAGUAGGGUCAAUGCUUUUGAUCAAAGAGUCACAACUGGUAAGAUGACUCGUGGUAGCUUACCUUUGGAUGUAAAGACUAGGUGCAAUUCAAUUUUUCUUAUGCUAUCUAGAGCAUUACAGUUUAAGGUAGCAUUUGAUAAGAUGGAAACAGAGGAUAGGCUGUACAAUGACUACUUUUUGGAAGUAGAAAAUGGGGUUAAGAGGUGUGGACCACCUGCUGCUAGCGACUGGAGUGGUGUUGAGAAGCUGAUUCGGUUUUUGGUCAUCUUCUACAACAGCACUUUGAUUGUCUCUGCCUCAUCUAAGGUCAAUACAUACAAAUGCUAUGGUGAGAUAGUGACAACUGAGAGAAAUCUCAUUGGUUUAGCGAAUAGCUUAGAUUCUGAGUUGAAGUUGACAGCAUCUGAUAUGUUGAAGAAGUUUUUGAAGUACUGGGAAGGUAUCAAGGGUCUUAAUAAAAUGUUGAUCCUAGCGACAGUCUUUGAUCCUAGGAAUAAGAUGCAUUUUGCUAAGCUAUGUUUUGAGAAACUGUAUGGGAAAGACAGUUAUGAGGCUAAGAAAAUGCUAGGAUCAGUGAUUGAUCUUCUCCAGAGCAUGUUCAAGGAAUACAACUUGCGUUUUAGAGAGUCUUCCGGCCAGCCAGCACAGUCAACUCAAGCGUCUAGUGUCCCUGUUCCAGAGUCUCAGGAGCAAGCAUCAGAAAGAAUGGAAUUGGUAGUUGAUGAUUUUGGGUAUGAAAGGAUGGAUGCUGUGUACAAGGAACUUGUAGCUGAAAAAGGUGAGGACACAAGGGAUGAACUUGAGGUUUACUUGAAGGAAGCUGUUGAGACUCCUAAACUCUUACCGGGAACCGAGUUUGACAUUCUUUCAUGGUGGAGAGUGCACAAAAUCAAGUAUCCGGUUCUUGCAGAAAUGGCCAGAGAUCGAGUGCAUUUAGCACAACUGGCAGAAUAUUAGAACUGCACAGAAGCUGCUUAACUCACUUCAUGAUAGAGGUUUCUUCUGUGUAGCGAGUAAUGGAUGCAUGCUGAUAUUAAACUUACUGAAAGGAUCAUCACAAAUGAACAAAUUCUUGCCGAAGUUGAACAUCUUGAUAAACUUGAGGAAGGUAUGUUUCUUCUACUUAAGUUCUCGUCAUUAAAAUUUGUAUAUGUGUUCUCUUACUAAUUUGUAUACUGUUCUUUUGU
Molecule: messenger RNA, 2438 nt
Organism: Brassica oleracea var. oleracea
Lineage: Eukaryota; Viridiplantae; Streptophyta; Magnoliopsida; Brassicales; Brassicaceae
Product: zinc finger BED domain-containing protein RICESLEEPER 2-like
Exons: 4
Coding region: 646-2208 (520 amino acids)
Molecular function (GO): protein dimerization activity; DNA binding
Source: RefSeq, a predicted model, not a curated record